This is a messenger RNA of Nelumbo nucifera (sacred lotus), 786 nucleotides long. RefSeq lists its product as uncharacterized. The record is from RefSeq and is a predicted model, not a curated record. NCBI's taxonomy places the organism in Eukaryota, Viridiplantae, Streptophyta, Magnoliopsida, Proteales, Nelumbonaceae. Gene Ontology annotation, biological process: negative regulation of abscisic acid-activated signaling pathway.
AUGGCUGCUGAAUUGGAAGAUUUGGUAGAGACCUCUUUUUCUGAGACAGCAUCAUCAGCCAAGUCUUCUCCAUAUGAUGAAGUUAUGCAGGAGAAAAAGAAGAAAGCAAAGGUUCAAGUAGUAGCAGAAACAGAAGAGAUUCAAGAAGUAGCAGAUCAGCAAGAACUGGAAGCCAUUCUGAAACCAAAGGGCUUACUUGAUCAGAAGCUCCAUAAUGAGGAGAUGGGUGAAAGUUCCAAAGAAGAAAGCAACUCAAUAGACUCUUCAAACGUGGGUUCUUCUCAGCCAUCAACAUUGACAUCACAACCACAGUUUGAGAAACCAUCUGGGCGGAAAUCUUUCACUUGUCUCUUCUGUAACAGGACAUUCCAUAGUCCACAAGCAUUUGGAGGGCAUCAGAAUGCUCACAGACGUGAGAGAUCUUUACUGGGUCUUGGAUACUCAUCUGCAGGUCAGAAAUCAGUGUUUCACAAGCAGCACUACCCAUUGUCUCUUUUGAAUCUUAGGUAUGGCCAUGGUGAGUUGUCAAGACCUAAUAUUGUAAGCACACAACCUAUAUUAGUCCCUAGACUGAGGAUAGAUGAUCAUCAGAGCAAUGAAGGUGGGAUGAGAAUGAAUGGAUUUGAUGGUAAUGCUUUUGUUAACUUGUUGAGAGGCUCCCCAUUUGUUUCAACAAACAUUGCAGCUAAUAGGGUGUCUGAUAUUGGUGGGUAUCUUUUGGGAGUUGGCAGUGCAGAAACUCAUCAAAAUGACAUGCAAGAUGUUGAUUUGUCCCUCAAGCUCUAA